This is a messenger RNA of Fundulus heteroclitus (mummichog), 663 nucleotides long. RefSeq names its product CDKN2A interacting protein N-terminal like (gene xtbd1). Lineage: Eukaryota; Metazoa; Chordata; Actinopteri; Cyprinodontiformes; Fundulidae. The transcript has 3 exons. The coding region runs from base 46 to 372 and encodes 108 amino acids. The record is from RefSeq and is a predicted model, not a curated record.
CGGGAAGUUGAUUUCUCCGGCCCGGUGGAGGAGCACAGGAGAAAGAUGUCUUCCGUGGACGUGCAGGAUUUUAUUCAACAGAACCGGGCUGUUGCCAAUCAGGUGGAGACGUUUCGGGGUUACUGGGAGAGCGAGAAGCACUGGGAGGCGCGGAGGGAGUUCAUCCUGAGGAACAUGAACGACUUUAAAGAGGAGCAGCUCGACCAUCUGCUGUCUUUGUCCAUGGUGUGGGCCAACAACGUCUUCAUGGGCUGUCGUUACAGCACAGAGCUCCUGGAACGGGUGAGGGAAAUGGCCGAGGGGAUCGUGGUGGAGGACGCGCCGAUUUUCAAGACGAGAGAUGAAAUUAUGAAAAGCCAGCAGGGCCGAUGACCGGACCGGUCCCUUCGGAUCACACGCGGAGACGCUCAGGAUGUGUUCGUUCCAACAUGGACCACGUUUUUAAUGGUUUUAGAAAAAUGUUUUUAAUGGAUCUUUUUAAAGUUGCGUGAACAAACUUUCUCCUAGUUUUGAAUAUGGGAGCAUCUCAUUGCAUUCAAUUUUACCUGUAAUUUUUUUUUAAGUCAAUUUUUAAGCAUGAAUGUGUACAUUUACAGUGAUUCUGACACAUGUUUUAACGUGUUUAUAAUGUGCUACAACAGAAUUAAAGAACAUUGUUUUUUC